Messenger RNA from Arachis stenosperma, 930 nucleotides. Its product is annotated as gibberellin-regulated protein 14-like. The record is from RefSeq and is a predicted model, not a curated record. Bases 59 to 643 code for a protein of 194 amino acids. The transcript has 4 exons. NCBI's taxonomy places the organism in Eukaryota, Viridiplantae, Streptophyta, Magnoliopsida, Fabales, Fabaceae.
UCCUGAAUCCUCUUCUAUUUUUCCUUUCUAGCGAUAGCCCUUUCCGUCUUCUCUGAAAAUGGCUUUCAAUAAGUCCAUUCUUCUUCUGGGAAUUUUUCUAGUGAUGGCUACUAGUAAGGUUUCUUCAUAUAAUGAAGAUCUCAAGAUGCAGGUGAGCUAUACAAAACCUACAGUAGGUGCCACCUCAGCACCACCAAAGCCACCUCCACCAUUGACCACCACAGUACCCACACCACCCAAGGCUAAGGUACCAUAUACCCCUGUAGUGAAGGUACCCCCUCCUCCAUUUGUGAAAUCUCCAUCUUACCCUCCACCACCCGCACCACCAAUUCCAAUUCCAACUCCAACACCCCCCAAGGUAAUAUCUCCACCCACACCUUAUCAUCCUCCAGUGGUAAAUCCCCCAGUUACUCCUACUCCAGCACCACCAACAUCUCCCAUAGUUAAAUCAAACAAAGAUUGCGUGCCACGAUGUGGUUAUAGGUGCCAAUUGCACUCAAGGACGAGAGUGUGCAUGAGAGCAUGCAUGACUUGCUGCGAGCGCUGCAAAUGUGUGCCCCCUGGAACUUACGGUAACCGCGAAAAAUGUGGCAAAUGCUACACUGAUAUGGUCACUCAUGGCAACAGAUCCAAGUGCCCCUAGAAUAAUCAAAUACUCCAUAAACCAUAUAUUAUAUCUUUGCCUUACUUUAAUUAUUAUUUCUUUUGUUACUGCUAGUAACUAAGUUUGAGUUGAUUAGUAGGUGGAACUUUUGGUUAGUAUUAUUUCAACUAAUUAAGUUGAGUUAUAUAUCAUGUGGUUUAAACUUUAAGCAGUGUGUUUAAUCGUUGGUUUUAUUUGAUCACCACUUUGAUGGGUUGUCUCUGCGGAAUUGAUAUCUGUGUACCCGGAUGAAAUCAUAUAUAUUCAUGUGUUAUAUUAUAGGAAAA